CUCCGCCUAUCUCUUCUCCACUGGGAGUGCCUGCCAUUAAAGUUUUGGUUACUGUCCACACGCCCCAAGCUGAUGGGCGAAGUUGAGGCAGGACUUGCUACGCGCAUCCCGGAAACUACUGUUCUUCAACAUCGCCAUUAGACGCCUGGGAAAGCAGGUAUACCUCAGGACAACUCCGCACUAGGAGGAGAAAAUUAGUGAGCCCAAUGCCCACCUCUGUCCAACAACUCUGCAUUGGAUUGAGAAAAUCUAGUUGCUCCGGCGGCAGCCCACUGAUGAAUGAUGGCACAAAUACUGGCAGUACUGGUAACUUGGGAACAAUGCCAACAGUAGCACCACCUUCCAGUAGCGGUGUGAGGAAGGCCUGGCAUGAAGACGUCACUCAGGAUCUCCGCAAUCACUUAGUACAUAAACUUGUCCAAGCGAUAUUUCCUCUCCCAGAUCCAGAAGCACUGAAAGAUAGUCGUAUGGAGAAUCUGAAAGCUUAUGCUCAGAAGGUGGAAGAGGACAUGUAUAACACUGCAAAUAGCAGGGUAAGAGAGGAAAGUGAGAGUGCAGUAGACAGAUACUGUUUUAGGGUCAAACAUGAUUACAGAAACUCUAAAAUCAGAAGAGCGUAUCUUCACAAUAUGUCCACGUUAAAUCCACAAGCAACGUCCAAAAUACGAUCAAAGCUUUUAACAAGUAACACAAAAUCAUAG
This is a messenger RNA of Protopterus annectens (West African lungfish), 701 nucleotides long. RefSeq names its product histone lysine acetyltransferase CREBBP-like. Gene Ontology annotation, cellular component: histone acetyltransferase complex; transcription regulator complex. Gene Ontology annotation, biological process: positive regulation of transcription by RNA polymerase II. The record is from RefSeq and is a predicted model, not a curated record. Gene Ontology annotation, molecular function: transcription coactivator activity; chromatin DNA binding; histone acetyltransferase activity. Bases 207 to 701 code for a protein of 164 amino acids. Lineage: Eukaryota; Metazoa; Chordata; Ceratodontiformes; Protopteridae. The transcript has 4 exons.